Molecule: messenger RNA, 2407 nt
Organism: Hydractinia symbiolongicarpus
Lineage: Eukaryota; Metazoa; Cnidaria; Hydrozoa; Anthoathecata; Hydractiniidae
Product: corticotropin-releasing factor receptor 2-like
Exons: 13
Coding region: 12-1598 (528 amino acids)
Biological process (GO): adenylate cyclase-modulating G protein-coupled receptor signaling pathway; cell surface receptor signaling pathway
Cellular component (GO): plasma membrane
Molecular function (GO): G protein-coupled peptide receptor activity
Source: RefSeq, a predicted model, not a curated record
GUCAAUUCAACAUGAGGUUCUUUCGUUUUCUGUUACUUCUUACAACGCUUAAAGGGACAUUAGCUUCCGUUCCUGCUCUGGUGCAACUUGCAUUUAAGUUACAUACAAUUUGCAUAACGAAUAUAUCAGCUUUAAAUUUUGUCGAAAUCUUUAAUCGGAGUCACUGCAAAAUUGAAACCGACAGCUAUUUUCAUUGUUGGCCGAACACACUGAAAAACAAAGUAGUUGAGAUGCCAUGUAGCACAAUCUUCUUUUUUAAAGGUAGUAUGGUGAAAAGAAGAUGUCUGCAAAAUAAUACGUGGGAAAAAAUAAAUUAUAACGAUUUCUGCACGCCGUUACCAAAAGAUGUAAAAGACAACAUAUUAGAUAAUCUGUUGAUCAAGUAUAAUUUUUCAACACAGAAGGAACUUGAUAGAGCUGAUAAAAAACAGGAAACAUUGGAUAGGAUCAACACAAUGCAGCUGGUAUUUCGUUCCAUCGAUCUGUCUGUGUGCGUCGGCAGUUUUAUUGCACUACUUGUACUAAUACCACUGAAAAACCCUCGCAUUAUGCUGCAUCGUAAUCUCAUCGUUUCGUUUAUUUUGAACGAUAUCGUACAGAUUUUGAUAUCGGAGGAAUAUCCAGCAAAGACGAACAAACACCAAGAGGGAUGCAGUGCAUUGUUUGUAGCGAUAAUGUAUCUAGUUCUUGCUCAAGUUUGCUGGAUGUUUAACGAAGGUAUUUUUCAGUGUCGACAAUUUUUCUUUGUAUUCAUUCAGAAGAAAUACAUUUGGGCACAUAUGUUAUUUGGAUGGGUAUUUCCCGCCAUCGUGGUGUUAUGUAUAUACUUUCCUGCCAUGUAUAUCGACCCACCAGUAGAAGAUUUCAAAAGCUGUUGGGCAAAUUACAACCUCUACAAAUAUAAUUACAUUAUUUAUGGAACGUUAUUUAUUCUGUUGCUUCUUAAUGUAUUGAUGGUAGUUUAUCUAAUGUGGAUUAUUUGGUCCAAAUUAAAAUCAGACGAAAAUCAGCAACUGAACAAAACUAGAAAAGCGUUGAGAGGAUUCUUCAUUCUUGUCGUUUUGUUGGGCAGUGGAUAUUUGUUUUCUAUCUACGGACCUGUAAGCUGUGAAGAAUUCUUAUACCUGCGAUCCCUCAUAUUUAGCUUUCAGGGCACAUUUGUGUGUUUUGGUCAUGUCUUCUUCAGUCGGGAAGUUAAAGAAGCAGCUAAAGUUCUGUAUGGACGACAGCUUGACAGUUUCCAGUUGACUCGCUCAACCAAUCGCGGUGACAGUACUGGCUAUGAUUACAACAGGCGACCUAGCUUAUUUGAUCGCCGCUUUUCCGCUGCGGACGCUCGCCGUACGUCAGUUAUAAGCAUCGCAAGUGGAACAAGACUUUCUACGAACAACAAUAAAGUAUUUCCCCAAACAAAUCCUCCUGCAACACAGGAUUCAAUUAUGGAGGAAGUGGAAACGGCUUUUCAAGCUCAAAACGCAGCGUAUUUUAACAAAGCCUUGUGGCGUGAUGAAGAUUUACCGGACAUGAAUAAAUCAUCGGAAGACAUUAGGAUGGAUAACACCUAUGUAAAUACACAUGAUCAGAAAAAUUCAUUCUGAUACAGAAAAAAAACUGCAAGCAGAAAAGCGACCAGAAGGCCAUAACACAAUAACGGUUCAGCACAGUCUUCUAACGUCAUGCGAACUCACUAUAUCUAUAAAAUAUGGAUGGAUUUGAAAUGGACUCCCUGAUAACUAAAUUGAUGGAACUGCAAUGUGUUAGAACUGAAAGGACCUAUAAAAAUUUGACACCCUCUCAUUAACGCAAUAAGUUACAUAAUAUGUUAAUUAAAGAAGUUAUCUUUGUUCUUUUGUGUUAAUUCUCUGUAUAUAUAUAUGUUAACUUUAUUUAUAUCGGCAGUGUACACGGACCAUAUCUACUUAGCCGUCAUUUCCAAAAUGUUCAUGAAAGUUUAUAACGUCACUAUUUUUUUACCAACUGUUGCAACAAUAACAAACAUUUUGAGCGUGUUGGCGAUCAUAUUGAUCUCAAAAAAUCUUCCAAAAGUUUCUCCAUUCUCUGACAAAUAUAGCGGGAGAUUUCCAGGUGAUUGAGAAGCAAGGGUAAUCACUUAAAAUCUUGAAAGCAUUUCGAUUUCUGCGUGUGACCGUGUGGAAAGUUUAUUUUUUAUGGAAAUUAAUUUUUGUGGUAAAUUAUUGUUUAAAUGCUACCCAGUCAAAAUUUACGAGUCAUGGGACUAACCAAACAUUCUAAAUGAACCAAUGCUCUCUGUGUGCACUGCCGGUUUUUAACAACCUCAAAAAAGCCGGUAUGAUUGGGUUUAAAUUAAAUAUUUACACGCAGUAACAGAAAUAUUAAAUUACUAUUGUACAGAGCAAAAAUUUAUGAUUAUAUAUCUCAAGUAUGA